Molecule: messenger RNA, 2028 nt
Organism: Cyprinodon variegatus (sheepshead minnow)
Lineage: Eukaryota; Metazoa; Chordata; Actinopteri; Cyprinodontiformes; Cyprinodontidae
Product: protein phosphatase 1H-like
Exons: 10
Coding region: 404-1987 (527 amino acids)
Biological process (GO): protein dephosphorylation
Molecular function (GO): protein serine/threonine phosphatase activity
Source: RefSeq, a predicted model, not a curated record
AUUGUAUUUUAUUAUUAAUAAUAAUCUAAAUAUUGUGGAGCUAUUAAUAUUUGAUGUAAAAUGCAGUGUGUGUUUUUGCAUGCAGUUUCUGCAUAGAGCAGACUUUUUCUUUUUUGCAGUGGUUUCUAUUGUGCGUCACGUGACCCUCUAAUCUGCACUGUAUUUCCGCGUUCACGCUGCAAUCAAUGACUGUUUAUGGAGGCGCUCCAGCAUCAUCGGUGGUGUUAUUAUAUCCCUGUCUUCUCCUCUGAAUCAAUGAGACCUUAACCUCCAUCCCCUCCGCAUCCUCCGACGCUUCCUUUCCAGUCCUGUCGUCGAGCUGGGGGGGAAUCCGGGGAAAGGGAGCCGCGGUGCCGCGCAUCGGCCGACGGACGCACCGGCGCGCCGCGGCGGCAACAACAACAUGAUCACCCGGGUAAAGUCGGCCGUUGCCGGGUUCAUGGGUGGGAUCGUGACCGGGGGAAGCUCCGGUGGGGGCGGGAAUCCGUCUUCGGAAUUGCCGCUGAAGUUCCCAUAUAUGAGACCGGAGUUCCUGGGACUGUCCGCGGAUGAGAUCGAGUGCUCUGCGGACCACGUAGCGCGGCCCAUCCUGAUCCUGAAGGAAACCAGGAGAUUACCGUGGGCCACCGGCUACGCUGAGGUGAUCAAUGCUGGGAAGAGUGCGCUGAAUGAAGACCAGGCCUGCUGCGAGUUGGUUGUGGCUAGAAGGAGACCGAUGAGCUACUGUCCGCCCUCUACGCCCAGCAAGACGCCGACGGCCAAAAGACGCAACUCGCUGCCAAACGGCGAGGCCCUCGGGCUCCGGGUGGAGAACAUGUUGGGAGAGGAGAAUGAGGGACUUGUUUUCCAUUACUGGGCCUUGUUCGACGGUCACGCCGGCUCAGGCGCAGCGGUUGUUGCCUCCCGCCUGCUGCAGCACCACAUCGCCUGCCAGCUACAGGCCGUCAUAGAGAUCCUACGUAACUUCCAUUCGCUGCCCCCCACUGUGCUGGGAGAAGAGCCUGACAGCAGCCCAUACCUGCAAGGAAACCCCCCUGGACCCCACCGUUCCCUGACACGGGCUGCCUCGCUGCGGGGGGCCGCCGGCGCCCCCACCUCGCCAUGCAACACCCCGCCUCCGCCACGCUUCUACAUGGAGAAGAAGAUUCAACACGAGAGCCUGGUGAUUGGAGCCAUAGAGAACGCCUUCAAGGAGAUGGACGCUCAGAUAGAGAAGGAAAAACAAUCGUACAACAUCAGCGGCGGAUGCACAGCUCUCACCGUGGUUUACCUGCUUGGAAAGCUGUAUGUUGGGAAUGCAGGUGACAGCAGGGCCAUCAUCAUUAGAAACAACGAGAUCAUUUCUAUGUCGACAGAGUUCACACCAGAAUCGGAACGACAGCGACUCCAGUUCCUGGGUUACAUGCAGCCGCAGCUUUUGGGAAACGAGUUCACGCACCUGGAAUUCCCCCGCAGAGUUCAGAGGAAGGAGGUGGGCAAGAAGAUGCUCUACAGGGACUUUACCAUGAACGGAUGGGCAUACAAGACUGUUGACGACGAAGAUCUCAAGUUUCCUCUCAUCUACGGGGAAGGAAAAAAGGCUCGGGUUCUGGCAACAAUCGGUGUGACCCGGGGGCUCGGUGACCACGACCUCAAAGUUCAUGACUCCAACAUUUACAUCAAGCCGUUCCUGUCCUGUAUUCCUGAGGUGAAGGUGUAUAAUCUGAUGCAGUAUGAGCAUGGGACAGACGACGUCCUGGUGAUGGGAACUGAUGGCCUCUGGGAUGUCCUGACCAAUGAGGAGGUCGCUGAAGCUGUCAGCACCUUCCUGUCCAACUGUGACCCUGAUGACUUGCACAGGUAUACAAUGGCCGCUCAGGACCUGGUGAUGCGAGCGCGAGGCGUGCUGAGAGACAGAGGAUGGAGGAUCACCAACGAGCGUUUGGGCUCCGGUGACGACAUCUCAGUCUUCAUCAUUCCCUUAAUGUACGGCAACCGGCAGCCAUGACAACCUUUCUACGUCCGAAACACAGAAAACUCCUUUUCAUU